Molecule: messenger RNA, 1847 nt
Organism: Bactrocera oleae (olive fruit fly)
Lineage: Eukaryota; Metazoa; Arthropoda; Insecta; Diptera; Tephritidae
Gene: wash
Product: WASH complex subunit washout
Biological process (GO): retrograde transport, endosome to Golgi; Arp2/3 complex-mediated actin nucleation; exocytosis
Cellular component (GO): early endosome; recycling endosome; WASH complex
Molecular function (GO): alpha-tubulin binding; gamma-tubulin binding
Source: RefSeq, a predicted model, not a curated record
AUACAGUGCUUUUAAAACUUAACUAUCAGCUGUUUUAAUACAGCAGCUAAUUUGCAAUUGUGCAGAAUAAAGUUAAGGCUUCGGCUUACAACUAUUACUUAAUUUUUAAAAUAUACAACUAUUGACCAAAAUAUAGAGUUAUAUAUGAAAACAGUAUAAAUACAAGUUACGUUAAAGUUUGCAAUGUAUACAGUGCCUGUGAUACCUCCUGAUCUACGUCAUGAAGAAACAAUCAUCCAAGCAGCCAUAGCGCUCAGUUGUCUACAAAAAACAAUAAAUUCUGUAUUUGACUGCAUUGAUAAUCGUACCCAACGCAAUAAUGCUAAAGUACAAGAGUUGAGUACGCGUAUUGAACGGGCACAAGCGAAAAUACGCAGUUUGGUAGGCACAAAAAAGGCAAUUAAAAUUUACGCUCCAGCUCGUUUUCCAUCAUCAAAAAUUUUUCAUGAUAUACCACAAACUUUCGGUAAUUCGGAAACAAUGUUGGAUGAACAUAUAAAUAAUCAAAAACAUGAAAAGGAAUUAAAUUAUGUAGUGCAUAGUCGCAUAGAUGCAGCUGCAACUCAAACGUUACAGGAAAAGUUGGUUUUCUUUCAUGUACGAUAUAAGGAUGUAAAUGAAUCAUUUCCGGGUAACACAGUAGCUAUCAACAGAGUUCAUGUAAACAAAAGUUCUGGUAUGGGAAUACUUCCGGAAAAAUUACGAUCGGUAUCCUCUUUGUUACAUUGCAAUGGUAAUGAAAUGGUUUACUGUGAGGAAAAUAGUGAAAAGGAGGCAUGGAAGAAAGCUAAGCUUUUUAAAUUACAACGUCAACGUCAAGAUAAUACCGAAAUUAAGCAACUUCUAGAUCCAGCGCCUUAUUCAUUAGCGCACCGCAAUCAAAAAUCCAAUUCUUUUGGCGGCCUUCGCUACACACCACGAUUGCAUGAAGCACCGGAAAUUGAUCUACCACUUGACUUGCCUGAUUUACCAGGUAUUGCUGAUGAUAUACAGUUUGAGGGUAAAGAGCAUCAGCAAAUCGCACCAUCUUUAUAUAUCGAAAACUUACCCGAUCUGGCUGAAUUAGAAGAGGCAUCUACAAUUGUGGCAAAUACUUCUAAUUCUAAUGAAGAACAGGGUAUUUUACAUGAACAUUCACCACAACCGCCUACAGCUAACUCAGUCACUGCUCCAACCACAAUAAAUGUACAACAAGUAUCAGUGGCACCAGCACCACCUCCACCGCCUCCACCACCUCCAUUACCUCCGCCACAUACAUUGACAACACCAACGCAACAUAGUGCUAAAAAAGAAACCUCGAAUUUACAAAACACGAAUACCGAUAAUGCUCGAACUGAAUUAAUGGAUGCUAUACGCAAAGCGGGUGGUGCACGUGGUGGACGGUUACGUGCUGCAGCUGCUGCUCCGGUUGAUGUGGUCGAUACUAAAUUAGGCAUCAAAAAUAGUGAAAUCAAAUCUAUAACAAACAAAAGUGGUGGAGGAGAUCUCAUGGCUGAUUUACACAAUAAAUUAUUAAUGCGACGUAAGGGCAUUUCAGGGACAAAAGACAAGGAAAAUAGUAACACUACUAAUGCUGUAAGCAAAGGAGUAACAAGUUCGACCGAUAAUUCAGUUAUGUCCCGUUUAUCAGCGCUAAUACCACCACCCACCGGGCGUAAAAACUCUGAUGAUGGUGAUGAUACCCACGACGAGGACAACGAUACCGAUUGGGUGGAAUAGCAGUGGCUUAAAUGUAUUAAAAAUUCUGUCACGUGCGAUGCGUAAUAGAGUUGAGAUCCUUCACUGCAGAGAUUUGAAGCUAAUUUCAGACCGCUUGUGCCUACGUUUAAAUUACUCAAUUGUAGAAA